AUAUCUAACACAUUCCACAACUGCUAGGUUAAAUGUCAAGGUCAGUACCGUGGAGACACACUGUCUCGGAUGUCGUGCACUGGAGACAGCUCCAAGCUAUACAGGCCCGUAUCUACGUGCUGCAAGAGAACGGUCCUACUGCCUUCACCCUCAAGGAGCACGACAGCGCGAAGAAGCUGCGUGUUACCCUGGGGGACCCCAGUGCCUGCACCUGUACCACAUUCCUGAAGGAGCGUGAGCUGUGUAUCCACAUCUUGUGGGUUAUAUUGAAACUGUUCCGGAUACCUCCUGAGAAUCCUAUUAGUUGGCAGGGUAGUCUUGUGGAGAGGGAGAUCCAACAGAUGAUAAAGAGUAGAGAGAAGACCAGGAGACACGUUCAGCAGAGCAACAGUGAUAAAACCUCAGACAAGCCUGCAGUGCAGAACAAUGAGAAUUGUGUGGAGCCGCGCCCCGUGGAAGAGGGAGACUGUUGUCCUAUCUGUCAGGAUGAGAUGACCCCAGCUCAGCACCUCACGUUCUGUAGGUACAGCUGUGGACACAGCAUCCACAGCAAGUGUAUGAAGAUCUGGGCUGAUCACCAGCUAUCCCAAGGUACCAAGAUCCUUUGUCCGAUGUGCCGAGCUGAGUUUGGGACCCUCAAGAUGAUCAUGACGGAUCACUUGAAGAAGUCAGCCUUCAGACGGGACACCCACCCUGGGACCACGUGUAACAGCUGCAACUCUAACCCAAUACAAGGGAAGCACUACAUGUGCACCAUCUGCCAGCAGUACAGUCUCUGUAUGCAGUGUUUUGCUGGUUCUAACCACACUCAGCACCCCUUCCAGUUCAAAGAGAAGCCUGCUCACCGGUGGAGACCUGCUGUGCGGGACCUCUCUGCUAUACCACCAAACCUAGCAGCAGAGCUGGAAAACAGGGAGAUAACGGAGAAUGAUUACGAAACUCUGCUCGAGCUGGACUCUACUCAGCCUAAUGGAUCAGGAGGGCUAUCUGCCAAGGAACUUGCUAGUUUGAAAUGUAUCAUGUUGACUAAACACAGCUCCUUGCUGAAGCAGAGAGAGUUGUACUGUCAUAUUUGUCUGGCUAGUUACUCUAUUUCUCAACACAUUGUCGAAUUACCCUGUGCUCAUAAAUUUCAUAAGGUUUGCGCAGACAACUGGCUUGCUCAUACCCACGACUACUGUCCAACUUGUACCGAACCUGUAGUUGUGACAGUACCUGAGAGAAAGAAAACCACUAUCAUCCGAUACAACCGAAAGGACGUUAUUCCUGAACAGGUUAAAGUGGAUUUCUCCCUGGCAGGCAGUGCAAUGCAGAGCAAUGGUAUGACUAGUGGGUCUAUGGAUAGUUUGCAUAGUAGUGGAUCUAGCAGAUCAGCUUUUAGUGUUGAACAGGACCACACUGUUAGGAACGAAAACGAAUUGUUUAACCCUACUACUAAUCCUCCUGCUGGUAAAAAUGUGCUCAAGGGUCGACGUGCUAAACCUUCAAAAGCAAGUUCACCCAAGUUUACUGAUAAGGAGACUCCAGAUCUUACUUUAGGGUCAGGAACCAGUUCCUCUUACCUCAGCUAAAGCCACUGGAUCUCGUAAGUCUAGACCAUCUAAACCUCCCCAAGCUCCGCGAGACAGAUCAAAGAGACUGUAGUGGUGGAUCUUGGUUUGAGGAUUGGAACAGCAGGAGGAUCACCUGUAGACAUUAUAAAGAGAAUAUCAAGUGUACAUGAGAGACCGGGGACUAAAACUUCUAGCAGAGACAUUAGACGGGCCCGGCGUCCCUCAAGGGAGAGAACUCGGUCCCGGUCGCCUUCUGUAGGACCUGAUAUUCAGCCUGAUCUAGUUGUCGUCAGUGGCACGAGAAUUUCUUAGUGUUUUAGCUGAGGUAUAACUGAUUGCUGGAGUGUUAUCUUGCUCUAUGUUAUGAUUUGUUAUCGGGUUGAACACUAAACUUAGGUAUUUCAGAUUUGAACUUCUUUAAAUUAAUAAAGAUCAGAGAUACGAAGAUUUUAUACAAUUGCGUACAUACAUUUUGGACCAGUUUUCAACGAGAUCUGUGUAAAAGAAAAUGCGGCAAGUACUGAAUUCCACCUGAAAGUUUAAAAUGUGCUUCUUACAAAUGAGUGCUUGCACUGCAUGUUAGCGCUAGUAUUUUGUCACCAAUUAUUAGUUCAAUGUUUUGCAGUUUGCAUCGUUCUGUAACUUAGCAUUGUACACAUAUCUUGAG
Molecule: messenger RNA, 2220 nt
Organism: Bolinopsis microptera
Lineage: Eukaryota; Metazoa; Ctenophora; Tentaculata; Lobata; Bolinopsidae
Product: E3 ubiquitin-protein ligase Zswim2-like
Exons: 2
Coding region: 33-1571 (512 amino acids)
Molecular function (GO): ubiquitin protein ligase activity; zinc ion binding
Source: RefSeq, a predicted model, not a curated record